UGGCCUUGUCACCCGAGACGAUCCAGGAACACGUGUGCCUAUGCCCAGGAGAGCGGAACCUAGCGUCCUUGCAGGCACAUAGAAUAACUUGAAGAUAAAAAAACAAAAUAUUUAAGCUACUUCUUCUUUAAAUUCAUCUGUAUAGAUAAUCAGGCUAACUGCAUAUUUUAAGUUUCAGCGACCUCGAAACGUGACGUCGAUAUGACAUCGGACUAAGUUUAUCACUUUAAUUAGAGAUUGGUCUUUUCUGUUUGUUUUGUUUUGCUUCCUUGUAGCCGACAAGCAGAUUAAGCUAUCCUGUCAGUCUUGUAAGUUUGGAAAUAAUUGCGCGCAAUGGCAUUUGGAUAAAUCUUAAGUUUGUGCAAUAUUUAGGAGGACUGUUACGUUGCUUGCAUUAAUUAAAGUAAGCAAUUUCGUCACAGAGAAACAAAAUUGGACAAUAUCAAUAGCUGAUUAGCAAAGCAAGCUAACAUGGUAUACUUUACUAUUUGAAAAACUACUGGAACUGGAAAACAAUAGACAAUCUUACACGGACACAAUGAGGAGUCGCAGUAACUCUGGAGUGAAACUCGACAACUAUGCCCGUAUAGUUCAGCAAACCAUCCUGCGUUACCAGGACCCUGUGACAGGGCUGCUACCAGCUAGUGGAGAUCAGCCACAUGCCUGGGUCCGGGAUAACGUCUAUAGCAUCGUGUCUGUGUGGGCCCUGAGCUUGGCGUACCGCAAGAAUGCUGACCGCGAUGAGGACAAAGCCAAGGCCUACGAACUGGAGCAGAGUGUGGUUAAACUAAUGAGGGGAGUACUGCAAUGUAUCAUGAGGCAGUUGGAUAAAGUGGAGAAGUUCAAAUAUAGCAAGAGCACCAAGGACUCCCUGCAUGCCAAGUACAACACCCACACGUGUGCCACAGUGGUGGGGGACUCGGAGUGGGGCCACCUCCAGGUGGAUGCCACUUCUCUCUUCAUGCUCUUCCUGGCACAAAUGACUGCCUCAGGACUCAUCAUUGUCUACACACAAGAUGAAGUGGAUGUAAUCCAGAACCUUAUGUUCUACAUUGAAACUGCAUACAAAGUGGCUGAUUAUGGUAUGUGGGAGAGAGGCGACAAGACCAACCAGGGUAUCCCAGAGCUCAAUGCUAGCUCUAUUGGCAUGGCCAAAGCUGCACUGGAGGCACUAGAUGAGCUAAAUCUGUUUGGUGCCAAAGGAGGACCAGGGUCUGUUGUCCAUGCAUUAUCAGAUGACAUUCAGCAUUGCCAGUCCAUCCUUAAUUCCAUGCUACCCCGGGCCUCGACCUCCAAGGAGGUGGAUGCAGGAGUCCUCUCCAUCAUCUCGUAUCCUGCUUUUGCAGUGGAAGACAUGAGCAUAGUCAAUCUCACCAAAGAGGAGAUCAUCUCCAAGCUGCAGGGACGCUAUGGUUGUUGCAGAUUCCUCAGGGAUGGCCACAAAACCCCCAAAGAGGAUCCAACCCGACUAUAUUAUGAGUCUGCUGAGCUGAAGUUGUUUGAGAAUAUUGAGUGUGAGUGGCCUCUCUUCUGGACUUACCUUAUCCUGGAUGGGAUUUUCAUCAACAGCCCAGAGCAGGUGCAAGAGUACAGGGAAGCUCUAGAUGGCAUUCUUAUCAAGCAGAAGGAUGGGAUUCGUCUGGUACCAGAACUCUACAGCGUCCCGGCAGAUAAAGUGGAUGAGGAGUAUGUCAACCCCCACACCGUGGAGAGGGUACCUAUGGGCAAGUGCCCUCUGAGAUGGGGCCAGUCUCUGUAUGUUUUGGGGAGCCUCUUGGCCGAGGGUUUUUUGGCUCCCGGAGAGAUUGAUCCUCUGAACCGGCGCUUUUCCACUAUCCCAAAGCCUGAUGUAGUUGUACAAGUCUCGGUUUUGGCCGAGACAGAGGAGAUCAAGCAGCUGCUGAUAAAAAACGGGAUUGAAGUGGAGACCGUGGCAGACAUCCACCCCAUCCGAGUACAGCCCUCCCGGGUGCUUAGUCACAUUUAUGCCAGACUCGGGCGGAACCACAGACUGGGCCUAACGGGAAGACCCUAUCGGAGGAUGGGAGUACUGGGAACGUCCAAACUGUACAUUGUCCGGAACACCAUCUUUGCCUUCACUCCUCAGUUUAUUGACCAUCAGCAGUUUUACCUUGCUUUGGACAACAGAAUGAUUGUGGAUAUGCUACGCACUGACCUAUCCUACUUGUCUUCACGCUGGAGGAUGACUGGUCGACCCAUGGUCACUUUCCCCAUCUCUCAGACUAUGCUCACUGAAGACCAUACUGACCUGGAUCCGGCUGUCCUUGCAACACUUAAAAAACUUCAGGAUGGUUAUUAUGGAGGAGCAAGAAUACAGACGGGGAAGUUGUCAGAGUUCCUGACCACUUCCUGUUUUGCGCACUUGAGUUUCAUGGACAGUGGUAAGAAUCGGGGCAGCUGCAUGGCCUGGGAUGAUGAUGAUGAUGAUUAUGAAGAGGAGGAAGACAAUGACUGCUUUGAGCGGCCCAUGCAUGAGCUCGAAUUUAAUGAUGAGACGGAUGACCUGGCGCAGUACCUAGACCAGCUCUUAGCUACUUCAGUUCCCAGGCAAGGUCUCCAAGUGACCGGGGGAGUGACCGGCCUGAGUCGCUUCAAAGCAGCAGCGAAUAAGACACGAGAGAUGGUGUCACUUAUGCGUAAAGCGAAAGAUCUGCAGAUUCAAAACAUUCACAUGUACUUGCCUACUAAGCUGUUCCGCUCCCCUCAACCCGCCCUGAACCUUAGAGAUUCUUCUGGACCUCAGAGUCAGGGCCCAGAGGUGAUAGUGACCGGAGAGAGUAACCUGCCCCGAGAUGUCAGCGGUAACAUCGACUAUGAAGCUCUAGUCCGACUUCUCGCCGAAACACGCAACCUACAAGAUCAGGCAGACAUCUUGUAUAUUCUCUUUAAAGACAAAGGGAUGGACUGGGACACACGCCUGCUAGGUAAGGGAACGACAGUUCGCUGCUUGCUCAUGGAUCUUUACGAGAAGGCCGGUGACCUGCGUAUGUGGGGUCUCAUCCGCAUGAUCUCUGGGAUGCUCCGGAAGAAAGUGGAGGAGCUUGACUGGGCCUGCUCUGAUCUGCUGUCACAUCAGAAGCAUCUGACUGUGGGCUUACCACCAGAGCCCAGAGAGAAGACCAUCUCCGCGCCCAUGCCUCCAGAUGAGCUGGUCAAGCUUAUUGAUCAGGCCAGUGAAAGUAACAUCACCAUCGCCAUUCUCACUCAGGAAAUAAUGGUGUACCUGGCCAUGAACAUGAGAACACAGCCGAACUUGUUCAGUGAAAUGUUCCGUCUUCGUAUUGGUCUUAUCAUCCAGGUCAUGGCCACUGAGCUGGCGCAGUCCCUUAACUGCUCCGGUGAGGAGGCCACAGAUAGUCUAAUGAAUCUGAGUCCCUCUGAGUUGAAGAACCUGCUCCAUCAUAUUCUGAGUGGGAAAGAGUUUGGAGUGCAGAAGAGUGUUCGCUCUGUACAGACAGGUGCUAGUCCUGCUAUUUCUAUCCAUGAAGUUGGCAACGUGGGAGCUACAAAGAGUGAGAGAGCGGGCAUCAGCAAACUCAAAAGUGACAUAAAGAUGUUGGAGGAACGCAGGUUGUCAUGGUCAGAACAAACAAAGGGUCAACACACACACACUUUGGAUGUUGAGCAUGUGGAAUCCGUGAGGUGCCGGUUUCCGUCCAUUGAGUCGUUAGAUGGGGCAACUGUUGCUCAUCCAGGAAAAGACAGUCGUCAGGGUCAGUGGCUACGCAGGAGGAGGCUGGAUGGAGCCCUGAACAGAGUGCCUGUGGGCUUCUAUCAGAAAGUCUGGAAGAUUCUACAGAAGUGCCAUGGACUCUCCAUUGAGGGAUUUGUGCUUCCAUCAUCAACCACAAGAGAGAUGACCCCAGGGGAGAUCAAGUUUGCAGUGCAUGUAGAGACAGUGCUAAACCGCGUUCCCCAGCCUGAAUAUCGCCAGCUGCUGGUGGAGGGGAUUCUGGUGCUCACGAUGCUUGCAGAUGUGGACAUCAACAGCAUUGGCAGCAUCAUCCACGUGGAGAAAAUCGUGCACAUGGCAAAUGAUAUGUUCUAUAAGGAUCAGAAGGAUCUGGGUGCUGAGGAUAGUAUUCUGGACAAAGACCGGUCCACUGGCAUCUGCAGGCUCUUGUACGACAGUGCCCCUAGUGGCCUCUACGGCACCAUGACAUACCUUACCAAGGCAGUGGCCAUUUAUGUUCAGGACUUCCUGCCCAGCGGCUCCUGUGCCUUACAGUAACUCUCGUGAUGUUUUCAGGUGGAUGGACAGAUAGCAUUAGCAAGAUACCUACAGUAGAUGUUGAGGCUGCAGUUAUGGUAGUUAGACACCAACACUGUUUAAUUAAUUAGUCUGAACUUAGUCUGAACUUUAUGUGUGCAGCAUCAGUGAAACGUAUUAUUUAAACUCACAUCAUCAUAGGCCAAUAGAAUAGGUCAUGUCUUAUCCACAUCCACACAUUCUGUUUACAUGAUUAUCUGGCUGUGGCCAGUUCAUAUGUGGAGCAGUGUUUAGUAUUGAUUAGAGGCAUCCUUUUUAUGAGUCAAACAAUUUUUGAUGUCAAAAGCAAUCUUGUGUGGAAUUGUAUUGUAGUUUUGUCAUUGUUCCUUUUUGAAGAAUAGUUAUUUUCUUGUAUUACAUCAAGACUACUACUGUUUUAAAUGUCAAUUAGUACAAUUUGAGAUAAAGGGAAUUAGGAAGAAAAACAAAGACUGUCAAAUGUCAAGGUGGUGUAAGUGAAAAUUUAAAAAUAGGCCUAUUGAUUUUAAAAUCUUUUAAUGAUUAGGGGAUUCGUGGUAUUGUAGGCUAAUGAUGGCCUCAGUAUUCAACAGGAAGUCACCACACAAUUUUAAUUUGAAGAGAAUGCAUGCUAAUCAAUUCAGCACCUCAGAUAGCUGCAGACUAGCAAUCAUAAUUUAUUUAUUUAAUGAAUUGUGCAUAGAUAAUUUACCAUAUAAUCUGGUACUAUGUAAAAUACUAUGUAUUUCUUUUGCCUCUUUACUACAACAGUGUGAAGAUGAACUUUUGCAGUGUUUACAUGCCUAAUAAAGGAGAAUCACCUCA
This is a messenger RNA of Alosa sapidissima (American shad), 5074 nucleotides long. It is a transcript of the gene phka1a, whose product is annotated as phosphorylase kinase, alpha 1a (muscle). The record is from RefSeq and is a predicted model, not a curated record. Lineage: Eukaryota; Metazoa; Chordata; Actinopteri; Clupeiformes; Clupeidae. Gene Ontology annotation, cellular component: phosphorylase kinase complex. The coding region runs from base 539 to 4252 and encodes 1237 amino acids. Gene Ontology annotation, biological process: glycogen metabolic process. The transcript has 33 exons. Gene Ontology annotation, molecular function: calmodulin binding.